AUGGAAUGGACACCGGCGGACCGCGAUGGUGAUGGUGAUGGAGAUGGCCCCUUUGAGUGGGACCCCAGAGAUGCCGAAGUAACUGGAUAUGGCAGCUGGCACACCGCCGACGAGAGCCAUGAUGACGAUGAUGAUGAAGGCCGUGGCGACGUGUAUGAGGAUGCCAAUGAGGGUGGUGAGAACGAGGAUGGAGACGGAGACGAAGACGACGAUGAGGAUGAGGAUGAGGAUGAUCCCGACUAUCGUGACGAGCCAGAUGAGGAUGACGAGGAUCUUCACGAACAUGACGAGGACGAAGAAGCAGACGGUGACGACCGGGUGGAGUACGCCUUUGGCGAUUUCCGAUUCCAGAUUGUCAUCGAUGAUGAAGAGGCGGGACGAGACGAAGCCGCCCUGAGGCUGAUUUCACUAUUAAGAGCUGGCCAAAGAUCGGGGCUCUUGACCAGACAGCAGCUCAUGACAUUAUUCCGCGGCACCGGCCUAGGCCGUGGGAUACCCGUCACACCGAAAGAUCCCAACAGGUUUCCCAAGGUCCCCAGCGCAGAGGGCAGAAAGCUCAUGGAGUCUGGAGUCUUUGGCUUGAGCGAUACUGACCUGCGGACUAAAAAACGAAUCGCAAGACGCCUGUUGGAUCGAGAGAUUGGUUUGGGAGACCGGAUGACGAGAAAGCGAACCAACGGUGCUUUAGCUCAAAGCUUCAUCCCCGGGAGCAAGGCGGAGAAAAUCAUCCACUAUGAUCACCCCAUCUACUCUGGCCAGUUCUCCGAUGACGGCAACUUCUUCUUCUCAUGCUGUCAGGACUUUAAUGUGCGCAUGUACGACACGUCCAAUCCCUACAACUGGAAGCUUUACAAAACAGUAAGCUACCCCUUUGGUCAAUGGACACUUACGGACGCCUCCCUGAGUCCGGACAACCGCUGGCUGGCGUAUACAUCUAUCCAAAGCAUCGUCUCAAUAGCCCCCACCGACCCCAGAGACAAGGGAGAGCCUUACUCUCUCGAGCUUGAUGACGGGGAGGGCCAUACAAGACUCUCAUUUUGGCGUAACCGUGGCUCCUUUGGAAUCUGGUCCGUCAGGUUUUCAGGCGAUGGACGAGAGCUCGUUGCUGGUACCAGCGCUCACUCGCUAGUCGUCUACGAUAUCGAAUCCAGGAGAGUCCUUCAUCACAUCACCGGUCACCAAGACGAUGUCAACGCCGUGUGUUUUGCAGACAAGGCGUCCCCCCACAUCAUCUACUCCGGCUCAGACGACACAACCAUCAAAGUGUGGGAUCGGCGAAGCAUGGGAGACAAUCGGGAGGCCGGCGCCUUUGUGGGCCACACCGAGGGCCUGACGUACAUCGACAGCAAGGGCGACGGGCGAUAUAUUCUCAGCAACGGCAAGGAACAGAGCAUGAAGCUGUGGGAUCUGCGCAUGGCCAUGUCGACGGAUCGGUUCCGCGAAGUCACCAAGGACAACGACACCCGCCUGGACAGGUUCGAUUAUAGGCAAGACGAAUAUGACGACGACGACUGGGACUUGCACCCCCACGACAACUCUCUCGUCACUUUCCGGGGCCACAAGGUUCUGCGUACGCUUAUUCGAUGCCACUUCUCGCCGCCGUCGUCGACCAACUCGCGCUACGUCUACUCUGGCAGUGCGGACGGCAAGGUGCACAUCUGGAACAUGGAUGCGACUAAAGCAGGCGAAAUCGACGUACAGGGGGCGACUGAUCAGACGAGGAGGCUCGAUCGCCGUACUCGGGUCUACUUUGACGAGCCCGGGGGCUGGGGCACAUGCGUCCGUGAUGCUAGCUGGCAUCCUAGUGCGCCCAUCAUUGUUGCGUCUGCAUGGAAUGGAUACAGCAUGGCGCGAGGUACUUGCACAGUCCACGCAUUUAACGGGUCAUCUGAAGAUGAAGGAGAGCCUAGGCUGGGAGACAGUGUCAAUGAGUCGCUGAGGUCGGAUCCAGAGACGUUUUAUCAAUCGCGGUUUUAG
Messenger RNA from Trichoderma aggressivum f. europaeum, 1977 nucleotides. RefSeq lists its product as uncharacterized. Lineage: Eukaryota; Fungi; Ascomycota; Sordariomycetes; Hypocreales; Hypocreaceae. The transcript is spliced from 5 exons. The coding region runs from base 1 to 1977 and encodes 658 amino acids. Gene Ontology annotation, cellular component: Cul4-RING E3 ubiquitin ligase complex. The record is from RefSeq and is a predicted model, not a curated record. Gene Ontology annotation, biological process: proteasome-mediated ubiquitin-dependent protein catabolic process. Gene Ontology annotation, molecular function: protein binding.